AUGGUUCCCCAAAUUCAGAGCAUCGACAAACUCUCUGGCUUAUGCUCUCAAGCCAUCACUACAGAGGGGGAGAUAAGGUCUGACAUUGGACCAUCUGCUGCUGCUCCUGCUAAACUGACUACUCCAGCAAUCCAUGAAGCUAAAGCUGAAGCUCCCAAAGCUGAAGCUAACAUUGAGGUUGUAUGUGAUAUCUCAACAUCCCAUGAAGCUCAUGUUGCUGACGAAGUUGAUGUCGUCCGAGCUGAAGCUUGUGACGAUGACCUUCCCAGCACCUCUACACCUGUUGCUAGUGAUGUGGAAGAAGAAGACGACGACGACGAUGAUGAUGAGGAAGGCGAUUCUCCUGACCUCCCUGACUCCAGCAGCGACCUGGAUGACGACGAUGAAGAUGACGACAAAGACGACUUCACCAUUCAGUACCAGCGUCCCUCCACUGCCACCAAAAAAGUUGCUCUCAAGGAUUCCGCAUCAUAG
Cynara cardunculus var. scolymus (artichoke) is the source of this 474-nucleotide messenger RNA. RefSeq names its product nonsense-mediated mRNA decay protein 2-like. The record is from RefSeq and is a predicted model, not a curated record. The transcript has a single exon. NCBI's taxonomy places the organism in Eukaryota, Viridiplantae, Streptophyta, Magnoliopsida, Asterales, Asteraceae. The coding region runs from base 1 to 474 and encodes 157 amino acids.